UGCCAGUCGCCUAGCAGCGCCCAAGUGCCGAUGUCAGCAGCGCCAGACAUGUCCAAAGAGGCAAGCGCUGCGUUCAAGCACAAGGAGCGCAAGCCCAAGAAGCCCCACUACAUCCCGCGGCCAUGGGGCAAACCCUACAACUACAAGUGCUUCCAGUGCCCCUUCACCUGCAUGGAGAAGUCCCACCUGUACAACCACAUGAAGUACAGCCUGUGCAAGAACUCGCUGUCCCUCCUCAUCGAGUCCGACUGGCCCUACAAGAAGGGCAACCUCCUGGCCCUCCAGUCGGGGUCCCGGCUGCCAACUGAGGCAGACCACGUGGCCAGGAACGAGGAGCCCAAAGCGAGCGCAGAGGUCGAGCGGGACACGCGCGAAAACGAGGUGACCAAAGGAGAAGAACCCCAGGGCGAACGUCAGGGGGCACCUCAGAGCGGCCAGAAGGCCACCGAGCUGGUCAUCGCCGAUGUCUACUCGCUCGAGGACCCCGUCCUCAGCGCCAGGGCCGUGGAGGCCAAGCUGCGGCACUACAAGCUGCCCCAAAGCUGCGUCAACGGCCCCAGCGUGCUGUCCGAGCAGUGGCGCCUCAUCGCCACCGGGCAGAGGAAAGGCAACCCGGAGCCCGCCCUGGACGCAGUCUCCAUGCCCUGCUACCCGCCGCCCCCGGCUUACACGGACUGCCAAGACCCCCCGGGGCUGAACGUGUCGGUGCUGGGUGUCAGUUACCCCCUGAGCCCCGGUUUGUUCUCCUACGUCAACCCGCCGGUGACGAGCGCCCAGCUGCCUUUCCUGGCUUCGGCGGCUCAGCUCCUCCAUCCCAGCGCGGGCACCAUUCAGCACACCGACCGCGCCGUCCUGCCGCCCCACUUUUACUACCCUCUGCUGUGCGAACACGCGCUCUCCUCAAUCCAAGAGCCUGGCAAGGAGUCCAAAGGGGCUCAGCCCCUCCAGGCCACUCUGGAGCCAAAAAUCAGCCUAUGGAAAGUCCCGGCUCUCAAGGCCAGCCCCCCUGUGCCAGCGGUGCCCCCUGCUGCGUGGCCCAGUCGCCAGCAGCUCCCGGCCGCCUUGGAGAGCAGCUAUAAAGCAGCAGCCGCCGACGAGAAGCAUCCAAGUGCCAGCAAGGAGGACAGAGCGGUCAGCUGGAGCCACCAAGCCGUGACGGCCACCGUCGAUCUGGGAAGCAAGAGGACGGCCACACCUGCUGACCACCUGACGGCGCCUCCCGAGAAGAAACCUGCCCAGAGGAGUGCCAGCCUGAGCGCAGCCUCAGAGAAGCCGCCGCUCCACAGCAGCAGCUUCCGGCCCCCCAUCCACCAAUUAAAGUCCUCUGAGGAUGGCCCACCGGGCUUGUGGAGACACCCCUUGGAGGUCUAUGAGAAGAUGACUGCCCCCUCAGCCCCUGAAUCAGCUCAGCGCCCAGGUCAAGAUGGGGCGGCGGGCGACUCUAGGGUCCUCUUGGGAGAUCUCUCCAGGGCCCUGCAGGAAUAUCGGGAGGCAGACAAGAAGAUCGCCAGCCUGGUUUUGGACGACAUCCCCGGGCAGCGCUACCUGAGGGCACACCUGUGCAAGAUCCGCAGCGAGCUGUCGCACAUCCACCAGGCGCUGGACGAGACGGCAAAGCAGCACGAGGGGCCAUUGGACCUCUCCGUUAAGAGACGGGCAGAGAAAGGCGCCAAACAGCAGGGCGCCAAGCAGCAGAGCGCAGCACGUGACGAAGAUGAGGAGGCCGAAGUCGACGAGGAGCACGAAGACACAGGAGACGCCUUCGAGCAGUUUGUGGCUGGCAUACGACCCGCGGAUCGCCCGGGUGUGCCACGUGCCACCCUAGGAGCCCUGGUCAAGACGGAAGUGGUGUCUCCUGGCAGCCUAGGAGUGCGGCCCCCCCCUGGUGAGGCCCCCGUGUGGCCCAGUCGGACGACUAAAUGCGAGGCGGACUCCAGCGUGCUGCUCUGCCCCGAUGGCCGCUCCUCCUCCUCCUCCUCCGUGGUGUUCGCUGAUUUCAGCGGCCUCAGGCGGACAGCCAUUCGAGACCUGCCUGGGGACGCUGCUGGCCCCCCUAGCCCCCUCAGCACUGACUGAAUUGUAGUCUUUGG
This is a messenger RNA of Erpetoichthys calabaricus (reedfish), 2090 nucleotides long. RefSeq names its product proline rich 35 (gene prr35). The record is from RefSeq and is a predicted model, not a curated record. NCBI's taxonomy places the organism in Eukaryota, Metazoa, Chordata, Cladistia, Polypteriformes, Polypteridae.